AUGGCAACUAGAGGUUUCUCCGAGGACAACUGUCUUGACGAGGGUGCUUUGGGCCAAGUUUAUAAGGGAGACCUAAAUGGUGAAAAGGUAGCAGUUAAGAAAUUUAAUAAUCCUAGGAAGCAAGAAGAAGAAUACACAAAGAUGAAAGCUAUUGCUAGUGGAUACCAUCACAAAGAUCUUGUUAACCUUAUUGGAUACUGCGAAGAUGGAGCCAAUAGACUGCUUGUUUAUGAGUUUGUUCCGCAGUGCAAAUCCUUGGGACAUUAUUUUGAUGAACUAAAGCGUUUAGGUGAGGACGGUUGUUGGUGCAUAUUUCAUGAAGCUUGCAUACCAUCGGCAGAAGCCUUGGCAAAUGAACGUGCGAAAGAAAAUAUUUACUCGUGGCAUAUAUCAGUGCAAUGGAAGGACGCAUUUUUUCUUGAUGGUCAUUGUGAGCUCAAGAUGUAUGGCUCUGAAUAUACUAGUACCCUUGAGUUCACCGAGAAGACUACUAUUUAUUCUUAUGGUGCAAUGUUUCUGGAGAUGAUAAUUGGAGAAAAACAUUUUGAUGAUAUAGUUCAAUGGAUACUUGAAGUUGUUAAAGGAAAACUCGAUCUGCAAGAUCUCUACAAAGGGGAACAACAGCUAACAAAGCGAGUUGGGCCAACCUUCGGCUUGGAAUCUCUGCCCAUGCCCAAGAUUAUGGCAAGUUGA
Molecule: messenger RNA, 693 nt
Organism: Hevea brasiliensis (rubber tree)
Lineage: Eukaryota; Viridiplantae; Streptophyta; Magnoliopsida; Malpighiales; Euphorbiaceae
Product: proline-rich receptor-like protein kinase PERK3
Exons: 5
Coding region: 1-693 (230 amino acids)
Biological process (GO): protein phosphorylation
Molecular function (GO): ATP binding; protein kinase activity
Source: RefSeq, a predicted model, not a curated record